Molecule: messenger RNA, 7867 nt
Organism: Mugil cephalus (flathead mullet)
Lineage: Eukaryota; Metazoa; Chordata; Actinopteri; Mugiliformes; Mugilidae
Exons: 20
Coding region: 261-6638 (2125 amino acids)
Cellular component (GO): cytoplasm
Molecular function (GO): exopolyphosphatase activity
Source: RefSeq, a predicted model, not a curated record
GCGCGCCUCCGUCGGAUCUCCUCUUCCUACCGUCACACCCACUGCUCGGUGUUGUGGGUUCACCCCGUUGAGAAAGGGGAGGACCGACGGCUCGCAGCAGCAAGCAGCAGAGAGUGCUGCAGUGUACGAGCGCAGCGGGGGGACUCGGAAGGCGAAGACAGGGGAAAAAAAAAAAAAAACACCCACAUAUCAGCAACCUUUACUGCCGAAACUUGGUCUAUGGAGAGAUCUGCAGCAGCGCCGUAGCGACGCAGGCCGACAUGGAAGAGUAUCUGCGGAGGGUCCAGGGCAGACUCGGGGCAGAUGUAUCGGAGGGUCCCGUUCAUGCCGUCCUAGGUGGACCAGAGCCAGAUGUUGACACUGUGGCCGCAACACUGUGCUUGGCACUUCACCUCAGCCAGAAGGAGCCGUCAGGUGGAGUGUGUGUGCCGGUGCUGUGCGGCCAACGAUGUGGCACCGUGUUACCUGAGGAGACCGUGGAGUAUCUGCGGAGUGUAAAAAUCUGUGAGAGCCUGCUCCUUUGGAUGGAAGAUGUGGAUCUCGUGAAGCUCCAUCACGCUGGAAGGCUCUCGCUCACGCUGCUGAGAGACGGCCUGCUAGACAGCUCUGAGUACCACACUUUGGAGUCCAGCGUACUGCAAGUGGUCCAUCACGAUGGGCAGCGGGACGCGGGGGAUGAUGGGGCAUUGUCCGCCGUGACGACAGUCACCAAAGAGAUUCUUCAAGAGGCAGCGGAGCACAUCAGAGCAGCGCUGGGGGAGAUUCUUGGAGAGGCCUUGCGGUUGCAAAGGGAUGCUUUCUGGGUGAAACAUGGCCGCCGGUCAGCACAGCUGGAGGAGCUUGUGAGAUCCAUGGAGCAAUGGAGUGAUGUCACUGUUGGUCAACAGGGUGAAUCAAAGCUACAAGACUUGAUGCAGCGGCUGACUGUGGAGCUGAAGGAGUUUUCUGAUGGAGAGAUGACCAUAGCACUCACUUCACUGACCACAGAUAAAGAGGACUGGCAUGGUUAUGUGGAUGGGCUGAAAUCGUUCAGCCAUUGCCAUGGCUACGAUGGUCUUGUGGUUCUCUUGUCCAUCAAUGAUUCAGUUCAUCAUCCCCGCCAGCAGGUGGCUGUCUACUCAAACAAUACAGAUUUCCUAAACCAGAUCUGCUCUGAGCUGGAGGAGUCUUCCAGCUGGUCUCUUUCUGGCGAACUGGAGACUAGAGAGAGUCUCCAAGUGUACCACAUUCCUUUAAACACAUCCGCAUCCUCUGGUACCUCUCCGCUGCUCGAAGAAGAGAUCCGGGGCCUCCUCAAGGAUUUUGUCGAUCAACGAAGUUCUGUAUUAGCCUGCCACCCCAGCAGUAGGACAUCUUCCACAGAGGGAGUAGCAGGCAGCGUGGAGUACUCCCAGGGAUCAUCUGGUAUCAAUGACAUGGAUGGUUCUGAUAUAGAGAGAACCGACGGAGGCAAUGGAGAUGUGGUAGCAAUAGCAAGGGUGAUUGCAGAUGGUGAGGAGGACACAGGAGUCAUCACUGGAGGGGAGCUAGUUAGCCCCGACAGUGGUAUGACCACCAUUCGUAGCAGCCGGUCAUCCAAAGAGAGUUCAGUGUUCCUUAGUGAUGACAGUCCAGUCGGUGAGGUCAUUGCAGCUGGAGGUCCAGCAGUGGGACCUGGAGGGCUCCUGAGAGGCCUCUCUCCACUGGGGUUGUUAUCACUCUCACCUCCUGUGCCACCUGAGAGGAGGAAGCACCGCUCCCACAGAAAUAGGAGUGACAACUUUGACCUAUUUAGUUUCGACCCACUACAUAGCAGUGAGCACUCUGUGUCAGCAGGAGGGGAAUUGGCAACUUCUGGAGAGAGAGGAGAUGAAGGCAAAAGUAGGGCAGGGAGUUCUAGCUUAUCCGAAAUUGACGAACUCAGCUUACUGGAUUUCUCUACUCCCAAUUCACUGGGAGGGAUUGAAAGUGGAAAUUUGUCCAUGGACCAGCAUGGUCAAAUCCAUGGAAAUGAGAUGAUUGACACUGUGGUUCCUCCAACCCCAGUCAAUAGCUUGGUAGGCAGCCGCCCACCCAGCAGUUGUGGAGUCAGGUUCUUCCCAGAAGAUGUCGUUGAAAGAAUCAAUGGCCUGCAGCACAAAGACAGCGUGUCAUCAUCCUUGUCAGAGACCUGGGAUGAGCUCGGCUUUGAGACACACGGAGGAUUCUCCUCCAGUGAUAUAAAUAAUGUCUGGAGUAGAGCCAAAGACUCUGAAAGCCCACCGAAUAUUGUGGAAGUAGUUAGAGGUAAAGACUCAGAUGGUGACAUGACAGAAAAGGAAAGCAGGGAAGAAAUCUUAAAGUCAGAUAAUGCCCACCACAGGGCAAAGUGUAUUGAACCCCAGCUCAGUCUGAUUACUGAACAAACUGAAUCAUAUGACAAUUGGAAUACAGAGGCUGUACUUCGCGAUCAGUGGAACCCAGUUACCUUUGCUGAUCUUCAGUUGACACCACCAGAGGAUGAAGUAAACGUAAAAUCCAAAGCUGAUGUCAGUAGAUCAAAAGAAAGAAUGUCAUCUUUGUCAAAAAAGAAAACAAUCCUCAGUACUUUAACACCAGACACAUCUAAAGAAGACGAUGAAGGGGUCCAAGUGAAAAAAGGAGAUCAACGGACAGAGGUAUUGGACUUUUGGACAUACUCAGCCCAGAAGGGAUUUCUCAAAUCUGAUAGCGGAACCACCACAUCUUAUCCUGAAUCACUAGAUAUGUGGAAUAUGACAAUACGGGAUGACAGUCUAUCGCCUCUCACAACCCCUGACAACUUGUCUGAUAACUCAGGUUCCUUCUGUGGACUAAACCCCAAUAUUAGGAGUGGCACGUCUGUAGAAAGUCCGGUAGGAUACUCUGAUGGUGGAAUGGAGAUGUGGAACACCACUAUACGGGAAGAUAGCUCUUCCACAAUUGCAAGCCCAGAAGGUCCUGAUAAUGGAAAAGACUUAAGUCACAUGGGAUCACAGGAUGUCAGUGAUCCUCAUGAGACACACGCAAGCAAAGAGGCAGGAGAAGAGGAAGUGGUUACGUGGCAGUGGGAAGUGCCAGAGAGUACUAUGCAAGAAGUACUUAUUGAGACAUCAGAAGAAGCUGGAUGGAUAGGUAAUGAACACAAUGUGAAAAUUGUCAUAGAGGCGGCAGAAGGUACACAAAGUGAAGAAACAGGGGACGAUGAUAUGCAGGGUGUUCAGAGCAAACCAUCUUUCUUGCAGGACUCAGCAUCAAAAUGCCUAGAGGAUGAUGCUUCCCCUUACCAAGACACUGACAGCUGGGAUUUAUCUGUCCAUGGCAUGGUCACCUCCACCUCUGAAUAUGACAAUGUAGGAGCUGGAGAAUGGAGUUUGACAUCCUCACCAGACACCCACAGCAGCCCUGUCGUAGACAUGAUCCAGCUAGAGGGGCAGUCUAGCCCUUUUAUAGCUGUGUCCAAACCUGUUCAGGUAGUUGAGAGAAACAAUCAUAACCAGGGGGUAGAGAGUCUGAGUAAGACUGAACACAGAGCAGAGAUUUCAGAUGAAGAACAGCCAGCCAACCAGGUAUUCCUGUUUGAGGAAACUGCUGAGUUGGGUCGUAUGACAAGGAGUUGGGAAAGUUUGUUGGAGAGCAAGUAUGAAAACAAAAGAAGAGAAGGAUCAGGAUCAGAGGAGGCUGAGUGGAUAGAGCAGCACAGUGAUCAUUCCCCAUUUCUUCUGGUAGACUGCUCCACUGCCAUGCAACAAAUUUCCAAAAGUCCAGAAGAAGCUGCCGAAACUCAAAUCAAAAGUAACCAGCUAUUAUCACCAAGCUGUGUGAGCUGGGACGGUCAGUCAGCUUCAUCAUCACACGGUGUAUCAAUAAAAAUGUCAGACAAAGAAGAUGAGCCUGCUGUUGAAAGCCAAAGGGAAGUUAAUAACAAGAGCAAUGGAAGUAUGGAUCAUAAAGUAACAGAAGCUACAUCCCUGAGCUCCAGUCCUGGGGUGGAGAAAGAAACAUUGAAUAGCCCUGACAGCCUUUGCACAGGCAGUCAGGAUAAAUUAGGGUCUAGUUCUGAUUCAUUCUCAGGUCCAGAAAUGGAAUACAUAAUUGUAUCUGGAACAGUAAAAGAAGCCAAAAGAGAGUGGAAUGAUAGGCCUAAACCGAGUGACAGGCCAUCGAAAGGAACCAAACGGACCAUAGAGACAUUUGGUAUGCUGGCCUAUGCUGCUAAAGUACUGCAAACUCAGGUCCAGAGUGGGCAUCAAGAUCACAAGGACACGCCGCAAAGCAGGCCAACCCAAAUCAGAGGAAUUGAGAAUGUACUUAGAGCAGAUUCAGAACAAAAUCAAGCUCCGUCGUCCACUCAUUACCAAGCAAGCCUUGAUAAUGCCAAUGAGUAUCACAUGGUGCCAGAAGUGAUCAGUGACAACAUAUCAAAAAAUAACUCUGAAGCUUUGCAUCAGUCCGAUUCAAAGCCAACAGGUUGCAAUCAAACACAGGUUGAAGACAAUGAUAGUGAAUCAAGUAUCGUGACCCGAAGCGCAUCACCAUCACUGAGAUAUCCAUCAGAUCACUUCCUGAAAACCAGAGAGGAAGUGUAUGUUCACUCACAGAUCUCGAUGGAAGAUUCAGAUGAGGGUGGGCAGUCACCAACUGUACCUCCGCCAUGUCCUACUUCGUUGGGUGACUUUCAUAUUUGGGGCAACCAGUUAGUGCAACAGGAGACUUCUCAAACCACAUCUGAACCACAAUCCCCUGGCCUCACCAACAGUUCAGCCUCCCACACCAGCUCUCUGAUUGGCACGCCAGUCAGUGAAGGGUGUAUUUCUACUGACAAAGGGCUUGCAUUACCAUUUUCUGGAGACUUAAUGGAAGAGGAGAAUGGUGAGGAAGAACAAGAUGAGGAAACUGAUAGCUUCCCAAUACAGUCAAGACCAAUUGAUCUGCUGAGUUUUACGGACGACCUGAUUGGGGCUUCUCCAUGUCAGCAAACAGAUUCACAAACACUUGAGCCAAAAAGGGAUGAGCAUAUACAGGAAAGAGUGGAUUACUGUGAUUUACAACAAAUGGGGAUUGAUAGCCGUGAUGGACAUGAUAACUGGACUAGUGAACAACUGACUGGAGACCAUGAACUAAGUAGUUAUUCACCUGCUCUAAGAAGACACCAAGACGUGAUAUCACAGCUGUCACCCCAGCCAACCAACGAAAAUGCUGCAUACCAGUGGACAGGAAGUCAGAACACACCUCAGGGUCAAACCCAGUACGGUUACAACUACCACCACAUUGACCAAAGAACUGAAAACCAGUGUGCAUACCCAGCCUGCGCAGAUGCCAAAUCCAGUGGUCAGCAGACUCACACAGAUGUCUAUGCUGAAUUUACAACUGAUGCCACAGCUAUACAGUAUAGAUCCGAGCAGUCAGAGGACUACUUUGAAGCCGGAGUUAAUGCAAAGUACAGCUUGGAUGAUGCAGGCUUCAGUCGUCAGUAUGUAGCUGACGGCCACUAUGUAGGUGACCCCAGUUCUGUAUGUACCUCUGAACUCCAGUACUCUCAGUAUCAAACUGACGGUCAGAGUCCAUAUGAGUGCGACCGCGGUCAAUCUCAGUUUGCCGGACAGCCAUUCUACCAAUCAGAUGUCCAUUCUGAGACUGAAGAUCAUGCACGAUAUGUGACCGAGGGAUAUGUUAACUUCCUCCUGUCAAGACAUUCCCAACAAGGAGGGAUGAUGCUGAAGAUGGCCUCCAGUGAGGAAGCUGCUGAGGAGAUGGAAGGCAGAGAAGACCAACUCUCCUCAGCAGAUGCAUCAGGCGGCUCUAAUCAGAGGAGGAAGUUGGCGGCUCCACCACUGGACGUUUCACUGGACCGCAGUGAGGGGUCUCUCCUCUCAGAAGAUGCCCUGGAUACAGAGGACGAGGCCUUGGACACUGGGGAUGACCUGGAUGUCAACAUAGAUGACUUGGACACUCCGGAUGAGGCUGAUUCCCUGGAUUUCAACAGACAUGGGGACUCAGAUGAGUCUAAUUUAGGUGCAGGAGCGGCGUCGAGUGCCACAGGCCACAGAGCAGCUGAGGAGAGCAGGGACAGCAGGCUGUGGAGGAGCGUGGUGAUUGGAGAGCAGGAGCAUCGCAUCGACAUGAAGUGCAUUGAGCCGUACAGAAGAGUCAUUUCUCACGGAGGUUAUUAUGCUGAGAAGAAUGCCAUCAUAGUGUUUGCAGCAUGUUUCUUACCAGACAGCGACUGUGACAAUUACAAUUAUGUCAUGGAAAACCUUUUUCUGUAUGUAAUAAGUACCUUGGAACUAAUGGUAGCAGAGGAUUACAUGAUUGUUUACCUGAAUGGGGCCACACCUCGCAGGAGGAUGCCAGGAUUUACUUGGAUGAAGAGGUGCUACCAAAUGAUAGACAGAAGACUGAAGAAAAACCUGAAGAUGUUCAUCAUUGUUCACCCUUCCUGGUUCAUACGGACUUUACUCGGAAUCACCAGACCCUUCAUAAGCUCCAAGUUCAGCAGUAAAAUCAAGUAUGUGAACAGUCUGCGAGAGCUUGGAGAAAUUAUCCCAAUGGAGUACGUCCACAUUCCACCCAGCAUCAUCAAGUAUGACGAGGAGAGGGGUAUACACAAAUUUGCAUGUCUGAGACUGGAUACAGACUUGCAGGACACAGCAGCUAAGUAAGUGAGUCGACAAGGGGAACUCGGCUGUUUGACAAGAUCCCUGGCUGAUGCCUGUCUUCUCCAUGCAUAUUGCUGUACUCUACUACAGCAUGUCUGAAUAUGAAAGUCAGCGUGCAGCAUGGCACGUACAGCAAAUAGUUGUUAGGGCAACAACUAGCAGUGGGUCAGGCAACUUCUCUUUCAUGAAGGAAAAUGAAAAUGUGAGGGUGCUAUAUAGACAGUACUCUUGUUUGUAUUGCAGAGACCGCCACUGUGCUGAAAGGAGGGUGCUCUUACAUUAGGUUUAGUUUCUUUUGCCUUUCAUUUGAGCUAUUAAUAUUAAUAUGUAACAGAUUUUAUGGGUAUCGUUGAAUUUCCUCACUGACUUAUUGCAUUUAUGUAUUCAUAAAAUGAAUGUAUUAAUAAUUAACCCAUCAUAUUGCUAAAUAUUAAGUUUGUAAAGGCAAUGUAAGGUGCAUCAUGCAUUUAACAUAUAACCAAAUACAAGCCAACGGAAGACAUAUUCAACUGCGUGUUCUCGCAAGUUAACAUUUGUGGACGAUACUGUAAUGUAGCUCUGUCAAUAGACUGUAAUGUUGAGUGAAUCUCUAUUUAGACUACAAUUUAAGGUCAUCAAGGUUUACAACACUUUAUUCCAUACACAAAAUGAUACAAACAUCUUUGUACUUUACAAGCCUUACUGUACAGGCAGGACACAGUGGCCGAGCUAUUUGUGAAGAGUUUACAAAGGUGCAGACGCCACCUGUCACAGUGAGGUUUAACAUUGUGUCACAAUAUCGUUCAGUGCCUCGUCCAAUCUUUUUAAAAGAAAAAAAAGCUGUCAGUAGUCCUUAUGUGUCACUGUGAAAAUAAAGCAACUUGAUAUAAGUUAGCAAAAAAAGCUGAUAUCAGCAGCUGCAGUAAUAUGUUGCAUGCUUUCAGUUGUUGAAGUGUACUCAGAUCUAAUUACUCACCCUAACGCAGAAUAGUGCGCUGUUAUAAUAAUAUUUAAAGAUGGUUCAUCUGAAUUGUGUGUGAGAAAAAGAGAGGCUGUUUGGAAGUGGAGAGGAAAUAAGGCGAUAGUGUAUGUUACAAUGACAGGGCACGGGCUAGAAGGUGUCCACCUCGCAGUUUUGGGCACGUCUGUUUUUGUUUCUUUAUAUUUGUACAUGUUUGUUCGUGGCUGGCAUAGUAUUUAUUUGCUGUAAAAUAUGUAAAAUGAUUCACUUCAUUAAAAUGUGUUCCUCCCAA